Arabidopsis arenosa is the source of this 912-nucleotide messenger RNA. The record is from the annotation of a GenBank genome assembly. NCBI's taxonomy places the organism in Eukaryota, Viridiplantae, Streptophyta, Magnoliopsida, Brassicales, Brassicaceae.
GGCAAGGGGAUCGACGACGAAGAUGGCGAUUCUGUACGCACUCGUGGCUCGUGGCACGGUGGUUCUUUCUGAGUUCACCGCCACGUCUACGAAUGCUAGCACCAUCGCCAAACAGAUCCUCGAGAAGGUUCCUGGAAACAACGACAGCAACGUUUCCUACUCUCAGGAUCGUUACGUCUUCCACGUUAAACGCACCGAUGGUCUCACCGUUCUCUGUAUGGCCGAAGAAACCGCCGGAAGGAGAAUUCCUUUUGCCUUUCUGGAGGAUAUUCACCAGAGAUUCGUACGGACUUAUGGCAGGGCUGUUCAUACAGCACAAGCUUAUGCUAUGAAUGAGGAAUUCUCUAGAGUUCUCAGUCAGCAGAUUGAGUAUUACUCUAAUGAUCCUAAUGCCGAUAGGAUUAAUCGUAUUAAGGGUGAAAUGAAUCAGGUGCGGGGCGUCAUGAUUGAGAACAUUGACAAAGUUUUAGAUAGAGGUGAACGUUUGGAGCUUCUUGUCGAUAAAACCGCCAAUAUGCAGGGGAAUACAUUCCGCUUCAGAAAGCAAGCUCGUCGUUUUAGAAGCAACGUCUGGUGGAGAAAUUGCAAGCUCACGGUCCUCUUAAUACUACUACUACUGGUGAUCAUAUACAUCGCAGUGGCCUUUCUCUGCCACGGACCUACUCUACCAUCUUGCAUUUAAGUGCAUCUGUCCCUCAAGGAAUCCAUCCCGAUUCUGCGUGUUGCCACAACUUUUUUUCUCCUCAUCUGAUUGUAAACAUUCUGUUUCCUCGAGCUUUUUAAAAAAGCUUAUGUUUUCAACUCACGUAUAUGAAGAAGUAUACUUAUUUAUAGAGCAAUGUAAAAGCUCAUUGCUUUGCAAAGUGUGUGAAUCUUUGUUGUCAUCAUGUUCUAUAAAUUACAUACAUAGUG